AUACAGUAUACAGUAGUGUACAGUAUAUACAUAGGAUGUUGCUUCCUCUGUUACAGAGAACGCUACCCAGGGUGGGGCUGCGAUGGCAGCACCGAGCCACUGCAGAGGUGGCCAAUGAACCCAUCUUGGCAUUCAAGUCCGGCAGCCCCGAACGAGCAGCUCUGCAGAAGGCUCUAAAUGAUUUGAAAGGCAAGACCGAAUCCAUCCCGUGUGUCGUCGGAGGAGAGGAGGUGUGGACGGCUGAUGUGAGGUAUCAAGUCUCGCCUUUCAACCAUUCCCACAAAGUGGCCAAAUACUGCUACGCAGAUAAGGACUUGCUGAACAAGGCCAUCAACGCCGCUGUGGCCGCCCGAAGGGAAUGGGACCUGCGGCCUGUCCAGGACCGUGCAGAGAUAUUUUUCAAAGCGGCCAACCUGCUGAGCGGUCCCAGGAGGGCGGAAAUCUUGGCCAAGACCAUGGUGGGACAGGCAAAGACCGUCAUCCAAGCGGAGAUUGACGCGGCCGCGGAGCUCAUCGACUUCUUCCGUUUCAACGCCAAGUAUGCCGUGGAGCUGGAGGAACAGCAGCCACUCAGCGUUCCACCCAGCACCAACAGCAUGAUCUAUCGGGGGCUGGAGGGUUUCAUUGCCGCUGUCUCCCCCUUCAACUUCACCGCCAUCGGAGGGAACCUGGCAGGAGCUCCAGCUUUGAUGGGGAACGUGGUCCUCUGGAAACCUAGUGACACAGCCAUGCUGUCCAGCUAUGCCGUCUACAAGAUCCUUUUGGAAGCGGGGCUUCCGCCCAAUGUCAUCCAGUUCGUCCCGGCCGACGGCCCCGUUUUUGGCGAUGCAGUGACCGCCUCGGAGCACUUUUGUGGGCUCAACUUCACUGGCAGCGUACCAACCUUCAAACGACUCUGGAAGCAGGUCUCCGAGAACCUGGAUCGGUACCGCACCUUCCCACGGCUUGCUGGGGAGUGCGGCGGCAAGAACUUCCACUUUGUCCACGCCUCGGCGGACGUGCCCAGCGUGGUGAGCGGGACCCUGCGCUCGGCCUUCGAGUACGGCGGGCAGAAGUGCUCGGCCUGCUCCCGCCUCUAUGCCCCCGACUCUCUGUGGCCCCGCAUCAAAGCCGCGCUCCUGGAAGAGCACCGGAAGAUCAAAGUGGGCGAUCCGACAGAUUUCGAGACGUUCUUCUCUGCUGUCAUCGACCACAAGUCUUUCGAGCGCAACAAGAAGUGGCUCGUCCACGCCGAGACGUCGCCGAACCUCAGCAUCCUGGCCGGGGGCGGGUGCGACGAUAAGGUUGGCUAUUACGUCCAGCCGUGUAUUAUUGAGACGAAGGACCCAAAAGACGCCAUCAUGCAAGAGGAAAUUUUCGGGCCCAUCCUGACUGUGUAUGUUUACCCGGAGAGUCGGUACAAAGAUGUCCUGCAGCUGAUUGACAACACUUCUCCGUAUGGCCUCACGGGGGCAGUGUUUGCCCAAGAUAAAGCCGUCAUUGACGAAGCGGCAAAGGUCCUGAGGAACGCAGCUGGGAACUUCUACAUCAACGACAAGUCAACUGGCUCCGUCGUGGCGCAGCAGCCAUUCGGUGGAUCCCGGGCCUCAGGAACGAACGACAAGCCCGGGAGCCCUCACUACAUCCUGCGCUGGACGUCCCCGCAAGCUGUCAAAGAAACCCACGCACCCCUGGGGGACUGGAAGUAUCCGUACAUGCAGUGAUGCAGCUCUCGACGGUGCCUUUUAUCUUGGAGCCGCAGUUGGGUUACCGACCCACCGCACUGUGGAUCUGUUAAAGUAGUGGCAAUCUUUCAUAAUGCACAGGUGUAUUUAGGAACUGAUGCCCCCUCCCCAAAGCCCUUGGGGAACCUUAUUUCCUGUUUUGGAGGAAACAUUGAGGCUCAGUGCAAUGUUAGCCUUUGAAAUAAUCUUUAAUUAUUAACAUUAUUUUAAUCUUUGAAAAGCUCUCUUAAUUUUAACACCUUUUAAACCUCGGUAGGAUUCCAGAUUUGCUGAGCUCAGCACUCCUGAUCCGAGUCGCUAAAAAGUUUUGCAUCAUUCUAUUUUCCCACCUAAAAACUGUGCCCUGCUCCCACCUGGGCAGAGGAAUUAUGGUUUCUCUGCCGAGAGCAACUUUGUUAAAAUGUCGGUUCAUAGGGGCAUUCGCAUGUCUGAGCUGACCCUGCAGCCUUUGAGCUCAGAGUUGUGGGUUGGAAAACACACACACACAAACACACACACACACACAUAUAUGGUAUAUAUAUAGAAUCUCCAAAACCCAAGAUCCCAUUGGCCAAUAUUAUUUGGACAACAAUGUCUCUUUCUAUAUACACCUCACCUGCUGUAGAUUUGAUCACUGAAGUGGGGCUAGGCAAAGGUGGGUUUUUUUGUUUUUGUUUUUGAAAAAAGGAUGCCUGUUUUCGCAGCCCAGAUAUUUUUAUCCAGAUUCCGGCAUCAACUUUCCAAAUAAAAUAAAAUCAGGUCAAAAGAAGGAUACUUUGGAGGGGAAAGUUAAAACGGAAUGAUUGGUUUGUGGGCGACUAACAUGCAAUAUGUUUAACAGCUCAACGCGGCUGUUAAAUUCAGUGUUAAUAAUAAUGUAACAGGGUGUAUAUUUUUAUGUGCCUUUGGAACAAAGAGAGCUUAGUAAAUCUGAUAAAGAUUUCAUGCGUU
Messenger RNA from Lacerta agilis (Sand lizard), 2654 nucleotides. It is a transcript of the gene ALDH4A1, whose product is annotated as aldehyde dehydrogenase 4 family member A1. The transcript is spliced from 15 exons. Gene Ontology annotation, molecular function: L-glutamate gamma-semialdehyde dehydrogenase (NAD+) activity. NCBI's taxonomy places the organism in Eukaryota, Metazoa, Chordata, Lepidosauria, Squamata, Lacertidae. The coding region runs from base 36 to 1703 and encodes 555 amino acids. The record is from RefSeq and is a predicted model, not a curated record.